Molecule: messenger RNA, 1672 nt
Organism: Micromonas pusilla CCMP1545
Lineage: Eukaryota; Viridiplantae; Chlorophyta; Mamiellophyceae; Mamiellales; Mamiellaceae
Exons: 4
Coding region: 20-1522 (500 amino acids)
Source: RefSeq, a predicted model, not a curated record
ACGCGCCGAGGACGACGCGAUGGCUUCGUCGUCCGUCGCGCUCGCGCGCGCGGCGUCGGCGUCGGCGUCGGCGUCGGCGUCGGCGUCGGCGUCGUCCACCCCGCGCGCGGGAUCAUCGGCGUCGUCCUCGCGUCGUGCGACGCGCGCGCGCGGCGCGAGCGUCCGAGCGCCGCGCGCGAACUCGGAACUCGGAACUCGAGACGCGGACGACGACGCGUCGUCGCCGUCGUCGUCGUCGCCGUCGUCGCCGUCGCCGUCGCCGUCCUCCCUCUCCCGUCGCGACGCGCUGCGACUCUCCGCCGCGUCCGCGGCGUCGCUCCUCGCGGCGCCCCACGCGCUCGCGUCGGCUCCCGCCGCCGCCGUCGUCGACCCCGCCCUACGCGCGUACACGCAGACGACGCCGACGCUCUUCGCGCCCUUCUACGGCGACGACUCGCGCGCGACCGUCCUGAAGACGAUCGUCCCGGGGCAGGUGUACGCCCUGGAGCAAAACCUCGAGGUCGGGCCCCUGGAGACGCCGCUGCGGUGCGUCGUCGUCAAGCUCCGCGACGGCGCGCUCUGGGUGCACGCGCCACUCGCGCCGACGAUGGAGUUUUUCGAGCUCGUCGAUACCGGGAUACCCGACCACCGCGGCGUCGAGCACGUCGUCGUCCCCACGUACGCGUUCGAGCACAAGAUCUUCGCGAAAGACGCGCUGCGACGGUGGCCGGACGCGAGGCUGUGGGUCGCCCCGGGGCAGUUUUCGUUUCCGGUGGAGGUGCCGUCGCGCGUCGCGUUCGGGCGAGAGCCGGACGGCGUCCUCGGCGGCGCCGCGGACGGCGGCGGCGUCGGCGACGUCCCGCCGUGGAUCGACGAGAUCUCCGUGCGGAUUUUGAAGGCUGGGAAGUUCGCGCUCGCGGGAAAGGACGUCACGAUACGCGAGGCGACGUUCUAUCACGCCGCGUCGAGGACGAUGAUCGUCACGGACGCGCUCGCGAGGGUGCCGUACGAGAUUCCGGAACUCCAGACCCCCGAGAAGCUGCUGCUCGUGGGGAAGCUGAGCACCGCGGACGCGCAGCCCGAGGACACGCCGGAGAACCGCCUCAGGGGAUGGAAGAAGACGUGCCUCCUCGUGAACUACUUCUUCCCCGAGCACGAGGAGCCCGCGCCCGGUCGGAUCGGCGUCGUGGAGUGGACGCCGGGGUGGGAGGAUAACUUCGAUAGUCUCGCCGGGCGGCUGAUCGUCCCGCCCGUGGUUCGGUCGCUUCUGUACGCGCAGGAUCCGGGGUCGGUGCGCGCGUGGGUGGACGCGGUGACGAUUGGGGAAGGCGCGUUCUGUUCAAACGUUUUCGCCCACGCGUGGGAUUUCGAGAGGAUCGUGCCCGCGCACUGGGAAGGGCCGAUCGAGGGCGUGAGCGCGGAGGACAUUCGCGUCGCGUUUCGAUGGCUCGAAGAUUUUUCGCUGGAUCCGUUCCCGGAGGCGGACAUGCGACGGGGGCUCAAACCCAUCGCGGACGCGGUCGUGAAGAUCGACCGCGCGUGACGUCGCGACGGACGGCGCGGACUGCAGUCGUUCGCACGUUCGCAAGUUCGCGCGUUCGUUCGUUCACCAAAUUAGCUUUGGAUUUUAUUUACAAGAGCCGACGCGCGCGAUCUGAUGACAUGACGGAAGCGAGGGUAUCGGCCUCGUUUC